Messenger RNA from Homarus americanus (American lobster), 1613 nucleotides. RefSeq names its product nitric oxide synthase-interacting protein homolog. The record is from RefSeq and is a predicted model, not a curated record. Lineage: Eukaryota; Metazoa; Arthropoda; Malacostraca; Decapoda; Nephropidae. Gene Ontology annotation, cellular component: nucleus. Gene Ontology annotation, molecular function: ubiquitin protein ligase activity.
CCAUAUACACCAGGCGGAAAUGGAUAAUAGAGACGCAAUUGAAUUUAAUUGAUUUUACGUUGUUUCCAGUGUUCGUCAAUGAGAUGUUAUCACUCAUGCACAAUACUGACUCAUGUGACCCAUGGUGUAUCGAUAUCAUCACCCGAUUUUUUUCGACCAAUCACAUUUGAUUUUUUCAAAGGAAGCAGCCUUAGACCUGGCAUAUUAGCUGGUUACAAUGACUCGACACUCCAAAAACUGCACUGCCAGUUCAGUCUACUCUUAUAAUGAGAAGAAGAAGGAUGCUAAAGCCUCAGGAUACGGAUCACUGAAAUUAUUAGGUAAAGAUGGCGUAAAGGAUUUUGACUGUUGCAGCCUCUCCCUCCACCCCUGUCGCAACCCAGUAGUAACACCAGAUGGUCAUUUGUUUGAUAAAGAAGCCAUAUUUGAAUACAUCAUCUCAAAGAAAAAUGAAAUUAGUCAGAAGAUUAAAGAAUAUGAGAAGCAGUGCAAGAAGGACCAGAGGGAACUUGCUGAGCUGGGAGAAGCAGAAAACAGGUCCCGUGUUGAGAACUUCCUUAAGACUGAAGCAGCAGUGUCAUCAGCUUCUCAGGCAGCACAAGGAGGACCAAGUACUAGUGCGGGGAAAAGUGGGUCGUCAGUCUCCAACAUGGCUUCUGGUCUGGACAAGAAGCUGCCAAGUUUCUGGAUCCCAUCUCUCACUCCAGGAAAUAAGGAAACCAAGUUGCAGAAGCCUGAUAAGACUGUCUUUUGCCCCAUCAGUGGUAAGCCGCUGAAAAUCAAAGACCUCAUUGAUGUCAAGUUCACCUUAGCUGUGGAUCCUAAUGACAAAGGUGCCCUGGAUGGCAAAAGAGAGCGAUAUAAGUGUCCGGUCACGGGCGACAUCUUGAGAAACAACGUACCUUGUGCAGUACUCAGACCAACGGGAGAUGUUGUGACAAAAGAGUGUGUGGAAAAGUUGAUAAAGAAGGACAUGCUACAUCCUCUCACUGGGGCCAAAUUGUCUGAAAAGGACAUAAUACCACUACAAAGGGGAGGAACUGGUUUCACAACAGCUAAUGAUCAGCUGAUGAGUAAAAAAGCCCGCCCUGUGCUGCAAGCCUGAUGUGGACAGUUGGUUUCUCUUUUCAUAUCCAAGAGGAAGGAUCUAGGAUAUGCAACUACUGUACUGUCUCCUCUUCCAGUUGGGGGUUUAGAAAGGUCAGCUUAUUUCACACUGUAUUACAGGUACUUGGUUAGAUUACCAGAGUGAACUGAACCUCUCUUAGGUAUUAACUGUAGAUAUAUACUGUACAUUAGUUAAUUAUUAAUAUUGUCCUAUUAUAAAUUUUGCCGUACACUUUGCUUUGAAUAUCUAAAUUAUGUUUACUAUCCGUAAAAUGUAUUUUUGAAUACAGUACUGUAGUUCCUCCAGGCACUUUGGUAUAUAAUUAGUGUAAUAAAUUGGAAUAAAAAUUAUUUGUAUGUGUUAACAUACAUACCUGUCUGCCACUGUUGUGUGGAGUGGAGCAGAAGACUCCAAGAGGUGGUUGCUAUUAGGACAGUGAAGCACAUAUUGGUUCCAGUGCUUUGCUUUGAGCCUAAAUUCUACUUAAUAAAAUUAUUUUUAUUUU